AUGAAUGCACUUGGCCUAGCUCUCAGUGUAGGGCUGCUACUGAACGCGGUCCAGGCGCGGUUCAUAUCGGACAACAUCUGUCUGGCGAUGCCGAACGGUCAAAAGCUGCCAAUCACCGACGACUGCUCCUCGUACAUUGUGUGUGAGUACAACGUGCAGAAGAUCCAGCGGUGCACCGCCGGCACACUGUUCGAUCCGGUCGCCAUGGUGUGCAAUUGGGCCAGCUUCGUGAAAUGUGGCCAAACGCCAUCACUACCACCGAUCCAUGUUUCACCGCCUGUCAUUCCGACUGCUCCUACUCCGCCCAGUACUGGCACGACACGAGUGCCCUGGGUUCCGGGACCGGUGACGGUCCCACCGAUACAAACCAUACCGACGGCUCCAACGCCUCGGCCAACGAUGGGUCCCACCCCUGGUACACCACCGAAACCGAGCCAACCCGUGUACAUACCGACUGCACCGACGGCUCGACCUACGACGCGCCCUCCGAUAGUGAUGACUACGGUGCCGACGAUCCGUCCAACGACAACAACAACUACUACUACUACAAAGCGCCCAACGUUCAGUACACCCAACAAAAAUCCAUACCCAUACUGUACCGCGGACGAGUUUAGCUUCAUCGGCCAUCCAACGUCCUGCGAAAGCUACUACAUCUGUGCCUACGGCAAGCUGAUUCUGCAUAGCUGCGGUAAUGGCGUCUACUGGAACACGGUCACGAACCAGUGCGAUUUCCCGCAAAACACCGACUGCACGAACCUGCCCAAUCCGGCCGCACCGGAAACAUCGACACCGUCCAUCGAGACGACGACCGUGUCCACGGUGCCAGAUUGCUUGGGAAGUGACAUUUUCCAUCCGAACUAUUCCGAUUGUGGCAAGUACUUCAUCUGCAUCGGUCUGCAUCCGAUUCUGAUGAGCUGCCCCAGCAACUACCUCUGGAACGAUAGACUGUCGCAGUUCACGGCCGCCAUCGUUGGAUGCCUCCUGCUGCUGGUGGCUUCCAGCCACGCUUAUAAUGAAAUUUGUGACGGCGUACCGAACCUCACAUACGUGAGAAGCCCUCAGGCAUGCUAUCUGUACUACGCAUGCAUCGACGGUCAGGCGUACGGAUACACCUGUCCGGAUGAGCUCUGGUUUUCGAUGGAACUGCAGCGCUGCGUACCGCAAGAUGAAUCCGAUUGUGACAUCGAACCGGCACCGGAACUACCGGAAGGUCCACCAAGGCCACCGUCACCGGAAUGUGCGGAUGUCGAGGACUUUACCUACCUGCCCAGUGCCACCUCCUGUCAGUUCUACUAUCAAUGCAUUGACAACUUCGCCUAUCUGCUCUCCUGUCCCCGCGGGUACUGGUUCAGCGUAGAACUGAACCGCUGCGGAACCCGCUAUGAGGUGGAAUGUGAUAUUGAAGGCGAAAGCACGACAACGUCCACUCCACCGACCACCAACGUGUGCUUCGGUCGCCCGAAUUUCUCGAAUGUCCGCGAUCCGGAAUCCUGCCAUCUGUACUUCUACUGCCUCAAUGGUACACCAUUCCCGAUGACCUGCCGGAAUGGGUUCUUCUUCGAUCAGACAUCUGAAGGUUGCAUACCGGAGGAGGAUUCCCAGUGCAUUGAUGCACCACCGCCACCGACCACCGUUCCCACACCCACCAUCUGUGAGGGUGUAGACGAUGGGCAGAGUGUUCUUCAUCCCGGUUUCUGCAAUCAGUACUACGUGUGCGUAGAUGGCACACCGUUCGCUUCCCUAUGCCCCGAUGGACAGUUUUUCGAUCAGGAAUCGGGAGAGUGCGGUAAUCCAAUCGAUGUGUUCUGCCCGAAUGGACCCCAAACCACACCGACACCGGAUGUUUGCAGUGGCGUCGAGGACGGCGAGUACGUCUACAGUCCACAAAGCUGCGAAAGAUAUUACGUGUGUAGCGGUGGUAUCGGGUACCUGUUGUACUGUCCACCGGACCUCUGGUUCGACCAGAGCACCCGCGAAUGCAUCUCUCCCGAGUACGCCAUCUGUACGUCCCAACCAGAGGAUGGCAUCAAUGUGUGCCGUGAUGUAGCCAAUGGCAACUAUAAGCCAAGUCCGACCGAUUGUAGCCGGUUCUAUAUCUGCUUUAACGGUAACUCCUACCCUAGCCAGUGUCUCGGUGGCUUACUAUUCAACCCGGUCACGAUGCUGUGUGAUUUGCCCGAAAAUGUGGAAUGUCUUACGUAG
Messenger RNA from Anopheles darlingi, 2202 nucleotides. Its product is annotated as mucin-2-like. Gene Ontology annotation, molecular function: chitin binding. The transcript is spliced from 5 exons. The record is from RefSeq and is a predicted model, not a curated record. Gene Ontology annotation, cellular component: extracellular region. The coding region runs from base 1 to 2202 and encodes 733 amino acids. NCBI's taxonomy places the organism in Eukaryota, Metazoa, Arthropoda, Insecta, Diptera, Culicidae.